Molecule: messenger RNA, 1164 nt
Organism: Austrofundulus limnaeus
Lineage: Eukaryota; Metazoa; Chordata; Actinopteri; Cyprinodontiformes; Rivulidae
Gene: c1qb
Product: complement component 1, q subcomponent, B chain
Exons: 5
Coding region: 433-1164 (243 amino acids)
Molecular function (GO): protein binding
Source: RefSeq, a predicted model, not a curated record
UUUUGCUUUUACAUUGUUUUCUGCAUAAUUUAGGUUUACACUAGCAUUUUGCUACUUUUAGCCUUUAGUUAGCAUUCUGCUUCUUUUAGCUUUAGACUGGCAUUUUGCUAUGUUUAGCCUUCGGCUAGAGUUCUGCAUAUUUCAGUAUUUAGCCAGCGUUUUGCUUAAUUUAACUUWCAGUUAGCCUUUUUGCUACAUUUAGCGUUCAGCUAGUGCUCUGCAUAUUUUAGCUUUUAGCCAGCCUUUGUUCUCUGAAAAUCACAGUUGUAAAUAAAYGGUUCUUAAAUCUGGCUGCAGCAGUUUUUCAGAAAAUGACGCUGGUGGAGCUCCUCUGAGUUUCACUUCCUGUUUUCUUCCUGACUGAGCUGCAGUCGAUUCUGUGAAAACAGCUCUGAACUGMCCGCUGCGCCUCAGGACCACAGAUUUCUGAAGAUGGCCCUCYGGUGGCUCGGCUGCUGUAUGGCAGCGUUAGGCCUCCUGGUCCACCUGGACCUGGUUCAGAUGCAGAUGUCCUGCACUGGAGGGGUUCCAGGGAUCCCUGGGAUCCCCGGCAGUCACGGACCCGACGGGGUGGACGGUGGGAGAGGGGAGAAGGGAGAUCCAGGUGAGGCAGGUCAGCCCGUCAGGGGCCAGAAAGGCGCACAAGGUCUAAAGGGCCAACCAGGACGACAUGGUUUGAAAGGGGACAUGGGUCUGAAGGGGAAAUCUGGACACCAAGGCCAGAAGGGGGAGAAGGGGAGACCAUUUAAUCCCACCAACCGUCAGAAAUCCUUCUUCUCCUACAGACGAGCCAUUUCCCAGUCACCUGAUUUAGACACAACCCUCGAUUUCAACAGCAAGAUUUUGCCUGACCUGGACUCUCAGUUUCAAGGAGAAACUCUGACAAACGGGACGUUCGUGAGUAAAAUCAAAGGCGUCUAUUUCUUCAGCUACCACAUUUCAGCAAAAAGCAAAGUGUGCCUGAAAGUGAUGAAGGGCAGCGACACUCACAUGACCCUGUGCGACACGUCUGCGGGGUUCCUGGUCAUCUCCGGCUCAACUCUCCUGGAGCUGCAGGUCGGAGACACGGUUUCUCUGCAGAUAACGAAGUUCAACAAUAUCGUGACGACCCAGGGGAGCACCAGCCACACUUUCACCGGCUUCCUGAUCUUCCCCACAGCCUAA